This is a messenger RNA of Solenopsis invicta (red fire ant), 2271 nucleotides long. RefSeq names its product ATP-binding cassette sub-family G member 1. Gene Ontology annotation, molecular function: ATP hydrolysis activity; ATP binding; ABC-type transporter activity. Gene Ontology annotation, cellular component: plasma membrane. The record is from RefSeq and is a predicted model, not a curated record. Lineage: Eukaryota; Metazoa; Arthropoda; Insecta; Hymenoptera; Formicidae.
AUUUAAAUUGAACCGUCGCAUUGUGGAAACAAUAAGCUGAUUGCCGUGAAAGAACACACAAAAGAAAUGGGCAGAGCUAGCUGAGCAGAGUUAAAUAAUAUUCCAGGAGCAACAAAAACUGCUGAACAAUGGCAAGUGAAAGAUGCCGGAAAAGGAACAACAGAAAUAACGCAGCGAGGAUGUUGAACAAUGAGUGCAAGAUCGAGUAGCAGGAAUCAAAAAAACUGCUGGAAGCCGAGAAGUGGAAUUCAAAAAUGUAUAUCCAAUUCAACGAUCUUUCCUACUCGGUUCGCAACCGCAAAAGUGCUGAGAAAACAAUUUUACAAAAUGUGACGGGGCAUUUCGAAUCAGGGAAGUUUACGGUGAUAAUUGGUCCUUCCGGUGCAGGAAAGACUUCCCUGAUGAAAAUCGUAUCGGGAAAACAAUCCAUAGAUGUUAAAGGUAAUAUCACGAUAAAUGACGUUAAGUGGAACCGAAGAAUGUUCCGUAAACAUGUAUGUUACGUACCGCAACAGUAUGAUUUAUUGCUAUUCCUCACAACGAGUGAAACGCUCUACAUAGCAGCUCGAUUACAACUCGACGUUAAUCAGACCAAACAACAGAUUAAUUCAAUUGUAAGUGAACAUAUCGCAGAAAAUCUCUGGUUGUCAAAUUGCUUGGAUACGUCAGUAAUGAAAUUAAGUGGUGGCGAACGGAGAAGAUUGUCUAUCGGCGUGCAAAUGAUCACCAAGUCAUCAGUUUUCUUAUUAGAUGAGCCAACAAGCGGUCGUGACAGUGCGGCGUCUUACCAGUUAAUUGGCAUGUUGCACAAUAUGACGAAAGCAAAUUGUGCUGUAGUUUGUGCAAUACAUCAACCUAGUGGUCGUAUGAUUUCGCUUUUCGAUGACAUCAUGGUACUUAAUCGAGGAAAAUGUAUGUACUGCGGACCAAAAAGCGAGAUCUUGAGCACGUACAACAUUGCCGGAUUCACGCGUCCUAGCUUUUACAACAUAGCCAAAUUUGUUCUCGAGAUGAUAACUGAACAGAAAGAUAAAGAUUUAGAAAAUUUACAUAAGAUCUGUCGUGAUGAAUAUGAAAAAUUCAAAUCGCGCAGUACAUAUAAAAGUAAACAGAAUUUAUCGAUUGAUUUUGAACAAAAUUUCGAAACAGAUAAUACAGUCACAUCCACUAAAAUCAGAAGACACAAAAAAUCGACAUGGCACCAGCAAAAGAUUUUAUGUUCACGAGCUCUAAUCUGUAUCAUGCGAGAUAAUACCUUUACAAAACUAAGAAUUGCAACGCACAUCACAGCUAGGCUUCUAUUCGGAUUAAUAUUUUAUAAUUUUGGUGACGACGCCAUAAAAGUACGAAGCAAUAUAUCUUGCUUAUUUAUCGUUCAAAUGUAUUUAUUUAUGAUAAAUGCCCUACAGACGGUGCAGAUGAUUCCCACGGAAGCGAAGGUAUUUCUACAGGAACAUUUAAAUAAUUGGUACUCUUUCAAAGCCUACUACAGCGUAAAAGUGUUAACGGAUAUUCCGGUGCAAAUACUUUGCACAACAUCUUUCUUGUUAAUAUCAUAUUACAUGAUACAGCCAAUGGUAUUUAAUAGAAUUAUACAGGUAUGGAGCAUUUUGUCUGUUAACUGUGAUGGAAUUAAUAUACUAUUAAUGAUGCUUGCUGGAUUUUUUGUAAAAAUAACAGAAUUGCCGGUGUAUAUAAAACCUUUAACUUUUCUAAGCUACUACAGAUAUAUAUAUGAAGGAAUUCAGGCGAUCUAUCUUGAUUGACCUAAUUUAUCGUGCUCUGAAGUUAAUUGUUACUUCAGUUCAACAAAUAAGAUUCUCUCAACAAUGGACCUUCCAACAAUGCCAUUUUACGUCAUUUUGAUAAUACUUGGCUUUUGGAUUAUUUGUUUCCAUACAAUCGUUUAUGCAGUAUUUCAUUGGAAACUUUAUUAUGCGAAAAAGCAACGUGUUAAUGCUCGAACCGAGGAAAUAAAUAAUAAUUAAGAAUAAAGAGAAAGUGUAUGUAAUUAAAGGUUAAAAGUGUACCUUGUAAAAGUUUAAAAGUGCUCAAAAGUAAAAAUGCCUUAUAACAAUUGUCAGUCAUUAUGUAUUGGCAUAUUAGCAUCACUAAAAAACGGCGGGCUACUAAACGAAUAAUUCCAUAAGCAAUUGUUAGAAUACGUCACCUAAUAACGGAAAUAAUAGAGGUAACCAUAUUAUCGACAGUAGCCGUAAUACCUUCUUCUCCUCUAUAUAUAUACAUAAUUUCAAGUGCAAUUGUACAAAU